This is a messenger RNA of Aspergillus aculeatus ATCC 16872, 909 nucleotides long. Its product is annotated as NUDIX hydrolase. The coding region runs from base 1 to 909 and encodes 302 amino acids. The transcript is spliced from 5 exons. Gene Ontology annotation, molecular function: acetyl-CoA hydrolase activity; coenzyme A diphosphatase activity. The record is from RefSeq and is a predicted model, not a curated record. NCBI's taxonomy places the organism in Eukaryota, Fungi, Ascomycota, Eurotiomycetes, Eurotiales, Aspergillaceae. Gene Ontology annotation, biological process: coenzyme A catabolic process.
AUGCCGCGGCUCAACCCCGUCUCUCAGGCCGCUAUCGAUAGACUCAGACAAUAUACGCCGCCGGCGACGAACUACGACCUCGCGCCGCUGUCGCGUCGCGCAGCGGUCUUGGUGCUGCUGUAUGCGGAUCGGGAGGGGGCGUUGAGGGUGGUUCUGACGAUGAGAGCGAAGACGUUGAGUUCUUAUGCUGGUCAGGCUGCUUUACCCGGUGGCCGCGCCGAUUCUCUGGCCGAAUCGCCCUUUCAGACGGCCCGCCGCGAGGCCUACGAAGAGAUCGGUCUGCCGCAGGAGGACAGCAGCCUUCCGCGGCCCUUCCGCGUGGAGCAUCUCUGCGAGCUACCGGCGAACCUCGCCCGGACGGAGCUGGUGGUCCGGCCGUGUGUGGCAUUGCUGCAUUCCUACGACGAGGCCACGGCCGAGAACGCCGACCCCGAGGUGUCGUUGAUCCCCCGGCUGGAUGCCAAGGAGGUGGCGGCGGUGUUUACCGCCCCGUUCCAGGAUUUCCUGCGCGUCAAGGGCGACACCGACCCUCAGUGGUAUCGGGGAUCGUGGACGGAGUGGCAUGAGAGUCGGUGGAGAAUGCACCAAUUCUUCGUUCCGGUUCGUUCGGAGGACGUGGUCAAGCCGAAGGGUGAGAAUGAAGAACAGCAACACCUCCUCAGCCAGCUGGAAAAGCAGGAGGAAGGGUCCGCGGCGGCGCGGUACCGGGUCUGGGGCAUGACCGCUCGGAUGAUGGUGGAUGUGGCGCGAGUGGCGUAUGCACAGGAACCCGAGUUUGAACACAACAGCCACUUUGGGGACGAGGCGAUGAUCUCACGCCUGCUGAAGAUGGGCCGCUUGAGUGCGGUCCGGAAAAGGGGGGAUCAGUUGACCAAGGAGGAUAUGAAGCUGGCUGCUAAGCUCAGUUGA